GUCUCCCAUGAGGUGAUUCACGGAGGGACCUCAGAGCUCGCGGCCCUCUUGCUCUGCCCCUGAGUAGACGUCUCAGGCUGGGCCGCCGGCCCCAAGGGGUGCCCUGGGAAACGGCAGGGUCUGCCGCCUGUGAUGAAAGUGUCCGCUCUCAGGGAAGGCACUGCCAUGGCUUCCCCACCGCCCCGGGAGACGGAGGAGGAGCUGGGAUCUGCUGGCUCCGAGCCAGGUGACCCUCGGGCCAAACCCCCCGUGAAGCCCAAACCCCGGGCCCUGCCUGCCAAGCCAGCCCUGCCUGCCAAGCCCAGCCUGCUGGUGCCUGUCGGGCCUCGGCCCCCCCGGGGUCCCCUGGCUGAGCUGCCUUCUGCCCGGAAGAUGAACAUGCUGGCCGGACCCCAACCCUAUGGUGGCAGCAAGCGUCCUCUUCCCUUUGCACCAAGGCCUGUGGCUGAGGCCUCUACUGGAGGAGAAGCCACUCGAGAGAUUGGGAAAGAGGAGGCUGGGAAAGAAGAGAUGCCCCCUUUGACACCCCCAGCUCGAUGUGCUGCCCCAGGAGGUGUGCGGAAGGCCCCCGCCCCCUUCCGUCCAACCUCAGAGCGCUUUGCAGCCGCCACGGUGGAAGAGAUCCUGGCCAAGAUGGAACAGCCUCGGAAGGAGGUCCCUGCCAGCCCUGAUCGCCUCUGGGGCUCCCGCCUCACCUUCAACCACGAUGGCAGCUCAAGAUAUGGCCCCAGGACCUAUGGUGUGGCCACUACUGGUCCCAGGGAUGAGGACAGUGGGACCCUCUGCAGGGGAUGGUCCCAGGAGGGGCCAGCCAAGUCUCCCAGCGAGUGCCAGGAAGAGCCCAGCAAGACCCCUGAGGAGAGGAGUGCCCCUUUGGACCUGGCCUUCAACGGGGACCUGGCUCAGCCGGCCGGCUCGGACCCACCUGCUGAUAUCUCCAAGCCCUGGGACCCCUCGAGUCCAGGCCCUGCCUCCGAGAAUGCAGGCUCUGCUAGCCCAGGUCUCCCCACGGAAGUCUCAGGCCUGGGCCCUGGGUCUCCCCGACAUCGCUCACCCGAUGAGGGGUCUCCCCGACUUCGCUCACCUGAUGAGAGCUCUCCCCACCACUCUCAGCUUCCGGAAGCCCAGAGUCCCACAGUUUCUGGGCCCUCUCCCUGCCUCCCUGUGACCCCAGCAUCCCCAACUGUAGCCCUGCCCGAUGAGAGUCAGAGCUCCUGCUGUUCCCCGAGCUUAGGGCUUCCUGCUGUGGCAGCCCCAGAGGCCCCUGCAAAUGGCAGCCUGGCCCUUGAGAGCAUCUCAGGGCACCAUGGCCUGGAGAAGCCCCCAGCUACCUCUGCCCAGCCCCUGCCUGAGGGGAGUGACUUGCUGGAUCUUCCUCGGACGUUUCCAUCUGGGGAUGUGGUAGCCAGGGGUGACCAAGACCGUCCUCCCAACAGCCUGGCUCAGCGCCGAUUUUCUGAAGGUGUGCUCCGGCCGCCUGGCCAAGACCAGGAGAAGCUGGGGGGCUCACUGGCUGCUCUGCCCCAAACCCAGGGGAGCCAGUCUGCCCUGGAUCGUCCCUUUGGGAGUGGGACAGAGUCCAACUGGAGCUUGUCCCAGUCCUUUGAAUGGACCUUCCCUACUCGGCCUUCGGGUCUGGGGGUGUGGCGGCUGGACUCCCCACCUCCCUCCCCCAUCACUGAAGCCACUGAGGCUGCUGAGGCCGCUGAGGCUAGUGACUGGGCUGCAUCCAGCAGAGAGGAAGGAGCGUCCCAGCAGGGGCGAGGGACCCAGUCAGCUCCAGAGGGGCCAGGAAGUCCUGGUUCCCAGGUGCAGGCGGAUGAUCCAGGCAUCUCCCCAACCCAGAAGGGUGAUGGGGAGAGUCAACCUCAGUUGCCAGUUGAUCCCCUCAAGCCCUUAUCACCACCUGGGGGUCCACCUGGAGUGGCCUUGCUGCAGGCAGAGGAGAGAUAUGAGGAGCGGGAGCCCCUGGCAGGACAGGAGUCUCUGCUCCCUCUGACCACCAGGGAGGCUGCUCUGCCCAUUCUGGAGCCAGUCCUGGGGCAGCAACAGCCAGCACCCCCUGACCAGCUCUGUGUCCUCUUUGCGGAUACCCUUGACCCCCAGCAGGCAUUGCCUGCUGAGGAGGAGGCCAUGACCUUGGCCCAGGCUGAGGCCACCCAAUCCAGGACAGAAGGUCGAGACCCUUGUAGUGUGUCCCCCGAGCCUGCAGGCCCCGACAGCAGCUCCCGCUGGCUGGACGACCUCCUGGCCUCGCCACCACCUAGUGCUGGCAGCACAAGGCGGGGAGCUGGAUCCGAACUGAAAGACACACAGACCCCAGGUGCCUGCUCUGAGGGACUCCUUGGCUGGGCCCAGAAAGAUCUGCAGAGUGAAUUUGGGAUUACCGCAGACCCACCUCCUGGCAGUUUUAGUCCUUCCAGCUGGUCACAAGACACUUCUCACAACUAUGGCCUUGGGGGUGCAAGCCCUAGAGGGGACCCAGGCCUCGGAGGAGAAGGGGACUGGACUGACAAGCAUGGGCAGGGAGCAGGGGAAGGGAGCACCAGGGAGUGGGCCAGCAGGUGUGGCAUGGGCCAGGACAGUGUGGAGGUCACCGGCCGGAAUGGCAGUGGAGUGUCGGCCCCGGGGGCCCUUGCAGCCCAGGACUGGGUGAUUGGAAAGCCAUCCCAGCUGGGUGCUCAGCAGAGCCAGGAGGCAGAUGUUCAGGACUGGGAGUUCAGAAGGAGGGACUCCCAGGGCACCUACUCCAGCCGGGAUGCGCAACUCCAAGACCAGGAAUUUGGGAAGAGAGACUCGUUGGGUACUUACAGCAGUCGAGAUGUAAGCCUUCAGGACUGGGAAUUUGGGAAGAGAGAUUCUCUGGGAGCUUAUGGCAACCAGGAUACAGAUGAGCAGAGCCAGAACUUGGGGAAAAAGGACCUCCUUGGCAGGUAUGGCAGCCAGGAUGCAGACGGGGAGGACCAGGAGUUUGGGAAGAGAGAGUCUUCACGCGGCACCUAUGGCAGCCGGGGCGCAGAGCAGCCGGAUCAGGAUUUCGGGAAAAGCGCCUGGCUGAGGGACUACAGCAGUGGCAGCUCCACAGCCCCCGGCCCCCAGGACAGAGGCUUCGGGAUGAGAGCCCUGAGCGCUGGCUUCAGCCCUGAGGAAGCCCAACAGCAGGAUGAGGAGUUUGAGAAGAAGGUCCCGAGUGGUGGAGACAGCCCAGGCGACACCAGCAGGGACGCAGGCCAGCCUGAAGAGAGAGAGUCCGGGGGCCUGUUCAGCCCUAGCACCCCCCUGUCCCAGGACGGGCCACUGGCACAGAGAGACCAGAGCAGCUGGCAUGGUGGCGGGGCUGGCCAGGAGGCUGGUGGGCAGCAGGGGAGGCAGCAGGCGGGGGGCCAGAGCCCCGGCAAUGCUGGCCAGGAAGACAGGGAGGUGGGCCACCGAGGCUGGGGGGGUGACUUCGGCCUUGGCGUCGUCUCCCAGCCCGAGGCCACCUUCAGCCCGGGCCAGCGAGAUUGGAGCGGUGACUUCUGCACGGAGGCUUCCGAGAGAGGCCACCAGUUUGGCAUCAUCGGUGACGACCGGGCAAGCGGUGCUGCCCUGAGCCCUCCUGGCCAGAUGGCCGGGGGCCGCUUUGUGCUUCCGGAGAAGACCUCAGCUGGGCCCGUGGACUGGAGCGACCAGCUGGGCCUCAGGAACUUGGAGGUGUCCAGCUGUGAGGGUUCUGGGGGCUCGAGUGAGGCCAGGGAGGAAGCUGUGGGACACCUGGGCUGGUCAGACAAGCUGGGCCUGAGAGAUGUGGACCUGGCCGGCCGUUUGGAGGCUGGAGGGUCUGAGGAGCCCAGGGGGUUUGGAGUCGGGGAGAAGGAGGACUGGACCUCUGAUGUUGGGGUGAGGAGCAGAGAUCUGGCUGGUGUCGGAGAGGUAGGGGGCCCCAGCCAGGCCAGAGAGAGUGGCGUGGGGCAGACUGACUGGUCUGGUGUGGAAGCCGGAGAGUUCCUUAAAUCAAGGGAGCGUGGGGUGGGGCAGGCCGACUGGACGCCAGAUCUCGGGCUGAGAAGCAUGGGCCCGGGGGCAGGCUGCAGCCCCAGACAGCUUGGGGCCGGCCAGGUGGACUGGGGCAGCAGUCUGGGCCUGAGGAAUUUGGAGGUGCCAUGUGACCCCGAGUCUGGAGGUUCUCAGGACCCACGGGGAUGUGGAGUGGGCCAGAUGGACUGGACCCAAGACUUGGGACUCCGGGAUAUGGAGCUCUCAGGGGCCCCGAGUGAAGUCAGGGAGCGUGGGGUGGGAGAGGUCAGCCAGUGCCCAGACCUAGGGCUCAGGGACAGCAGGGCCUUGUCCCUGGGCCUGGAGGCCAGAGAGCAGGGGCCUGGCGAGACAAGCGGGCCAGAGACCCAGGGUGAAGACCCCCCUGCACCUUCCCCAGAGACCUGCCCUGAGGAUCCCGGGAUGGAGGCUGGAGAAUCCCCUGGCUUUGGAAACAGUCCUGCCGGCUGCCCGGCCCGCUCCCCGCCCUCUGGCUCCCAGGGCCUGCUGGAGGACAUGCUGGCCACCAGCAGCUCCAGGGUGGCAGUCCGUAGGGGGUCAGCGGCCUCGGGCCCCAGGGGCCUGUUGGAGGAGGACGGAGCCACAGUGGGUGCCGACACAGGGGAGCCCCUCGAGCCUAGCGGGGCCCCUCUGCUUUCCUGGAGGCCGCAGCCUGAUGGUGAGGCCAGCCAGAUGGAAGAGGUGGACGGCACCUGGAGCCCUUCAGGGGUCGGGCAGGGCGCCCAGGGCCCGACACGGCCCCCUCGGCGGCCCCCUCAGGGCCCUCCACCCCGCUCUCCCAGUCAGGACUUCUCCUUCAUUGAGGACACCGAGAUCCUCGACAGCGCCAUGUACCGGAGCCGAGCCAACCUGGGGCGCAAGCGUGGGCACCGGGCCCCGGCCAUUCGGCCCGGGGGCACCCUGGGCCUCUCGGAGGCAGCCGACUCGGACGCACGCCUGUUCCAGGACUCUACGGAGCCACGGGCUUCUCGGGUGCCGUCUUCAGACGAGGAGGUGGUGGAGGAGCCUCAGAACCGCCGGACACGGAUGUCCCUGGGCACCAAGGGGCUGAAAGUCAACCUGUUUCCUGGCCUGAGCCCGUCAGCCCUGAAGGCCAAGCUGCGCCCCCGGAACCGCUCAGCUGAGGAGGGGGAGUCUGCGGAGAACAAGCCAAGCCAGAAGGAGUCCGCGGUGCAGCGUUCCAAGUCUUGCAAGGUCCCCGGGCUGGGGAAGCCCCUUGCGUUACCUCCCAAGCCAGAGAAAUCCUCAGGGUCAGAAGGAUCAUCACCCAACUGGCUACAAGCCCUGAAGCUGAAGAAGAAGAAGGUCUGAGAAGUCCUCGAGGUCCUUCCAUCUGGCAGUCUCAGGCAAUGCCCAUUCCUGUGGGGUCCCCGGCGAGGAGACGGCUGGAGCCCCACCAGGCCCCAGGCUGCAGCCUCUGUCCCCUCCACGUCUGAGGAGCGUCUGGGGAGGCACAUUUAUGCACUUUGUAUCCCCCUGCCCUUCCUGACUCCCCCCCACUCCCUCCUGACCAGAUUCAGGCAUUAGUGGUUGAAGGUUUGGUCCCUCCUCCCUCGCUCUCGACACCCCCCUCUCUGCUUCCUCCUCCAGCCUCCCCCGGGUUUUCUUUUGAUAUCAAUUUAUAGCAUUUUUUAUAAAAGCCUUUGAUUUUUGUAACGGGCGGAGCCCUGCCCCCGCCCAGGCCUCCCUCCGUCCUGCCAGGUGCCCCACAGAGACCAAUAACAUUUUGCCACUUGAAACAAUAAAGUUUUUUGGGAAUUGGU
Nyctereutes procyonoides (raccoon dog) is the source of this 5798-nucleotide messenger RNA. It is a transcript of the gene CNOT12, whose product is annotated as tankyrase 1 binding protein 1. Gene Ontology annotation, cellular component: heterochromatin; nucleus. Bases 133 to 5346 code for a protein of 1737 amino acids. The record is from RefSeq and is a predicted model, not a curated record. Lineage: Eukaryota; Metazoa; Chordata; Mammalia; Carnivora; Canidae. The transcript has 12 exons. Gene Ontology annotation, biological process: cellular response to ionizing radiation; double-strand break repair.